Messenger RNA from Ictalurus punctatus (channel catfish), 1889 nucleotides. RefSeq lists its product as uncharacterized. The transcript is spliced from 3 exons. NCBI's taxonomy places the organism in Eukaryota, Metazoa, Chordata, Actinopteri, Siluriformes, Ictaluridae. Bases 157 to 780 code for a protein of 207 amino acids. The record is from RefSeq and is a predicted model, not a curated record.
CAUUCCAAAGCUAAUUUGGAAACUAAUCACACUUGCAGAGUGUUUUUAAAAUGCAAAAUAAAAUAUUACUAAUUUAUGUCGUAUUUGUAGAAACUGACCAAAUCAAUCACGUCUAUAAAUACAAGCUGAAUCUAAUUAGCAUGAUGAACCUGCAGCAUGAUGGAGGGAGACUGCAGUAGAUCUGAGCUGGAUCAAGGUUUCCUCAGAGACUGUAGCCUGUCUGUUUUGUCCACUGAAGGAACACUGAAAGCACCCAAAAGCAUUGUGGUAGAGUAUAAAGAACCCAAUUCAACGCUUCCUGCUUCCUUUUACCACUCUUCGAGUGUUUUAUCUCCCUCCAACCCCCCAUGUAAGAUGUUCCUCCUGUCCCCAACUCUUACCAUGUGUUCUUCUGGUACGAGCAGUCUCCUGGAAGGCAAGUCCUCCACUCCUUAUGAGAGGAUGACCUUCCAGAAACCAAUCCUGGCCAGCUCGUUGGACCUUUCCUCCAUUGACCUGACUACCUCACACCCUUCAUGGGAAGUGUCGCUCAUCAAAAAUAAUGUGGAAAGCCCUAAAGUGUGGUUGGAUUCCAGUAAGGUAGAGUUCAUAUGGAGUCCAAGUUACCAAGCUACACCUCCAACGCUGGCAGAGAUUUCCUCACUGAUCUGUUCAGGGACACCGCCAGAGGGUCAGAGGUCAUGCAGGGACUUCACCUUUCAGGAUUCGAACCUGCGCCAUGCUGUGUUGGAGCUGACUGAUGAGCAACAGAAGAGUCUGUCCCGAAACUUGGCCAUGUAGUUGUUUACACUAGUGCUUGUUCUAGGAUCUAUAUGGUGACUCAAGUGAAGAAUUAUUGUAAUUAUGUCUAUCUUUCCUUGAAAUAAAGUCUGGUAUGUAUAUUAAUGACUCUGCUCAUUUUAAAGGAACUGUAGAAAACACUUUAUUCAAAAUAACAUUUUAUAAACGCUUAAAUACAGCAAGUUUACAGAUAAAAUGUAGACAGGCUGCUCAAAGUUCUGCAAGGAUGGGUGCAAACCUGGACAUUUCACAAGUCACAUUUGUAGGACCAGCAAAAGAGUAGUGUCCUAUUAUAGAAAUCUGUGUUUAGUGAACUUAAUCUAAUUGACACUGUUGAAUUCUCAUCUGAUUGGUCAGAGGGUGUUUGAUUCAUUUUCUAUAACAGUGGCUCUGGCAUUAGUGCCUGCUGCAAGAUUUACAUCAACACACUUGUUCUUAAUGUAUACUGUUUGUAUAGAAACUGUUUCACAUAUAUAGAUGUUUCUCUGAUGAUGCUUUCUUAAACAUGUUUAACAUUUAUCAAAGAUGAGUUUGAGGAAAUUCUGUUCAUGUAUGUAUGUAUGUAUGUAUGUAUGUAUGUAUGGCCUAUUAGUGUCCGGAAAGAGAGGGGCAAAAAGUGAGGCUGAUCAGGGAACGGUGAUUAUAGCUGCUAUGAUGUGAGUGAUCACUAACCUUCAUUAACUAUAAAUGGACCAGACAUAUAACAUUCUUUAAUAAACAGAAAACUGCCUUCCUACACAUCCUGACAUGUUACUUGUAUAAGUUAACAAGGAAAAGGAAGUGAAAAUGAUUAUUUUCACCAAGUACACUACCAGUCAAAAGUUUGUGGACACUCGACUGAAAUGUUUCUCGAUCUUAAAAACCUUUUGAUCUGAAGGUGUAUGAUUUAAAUGUUUGAAAUCGAGGUUGUAGACAAAAAUAUAAUUGUGCCCAGAAUACAUUUCUGGAAAUUCUAGGUGAAACGCGUGUCUACUUGAAGAUGCUGAAAUAUUAAAUUAUUUUGAUUUAUUUUUGAUUGUUGUUAUCACAACAUAACACCCAUAGUUCCCUUUGUGUUACUCCAGAGUUUUGAUGACUAUUAUUAUUCUAAAAUGUGAGGGGGGGGGGGG